This is a messenger RNA of Cimex lectularius (bed bug), 4646 nucleotides long. It is a transcript of the gene Neurl4, whose product is annotated as neuralized-like protein 4. The transcript is spliced from 14 exons. Bases 147 to 4487 code for a protein of 1446 amino acids. Gene Ontology annotation, molecular function: ubiquitin protein ligase activity. The record is from RefSeq and is a predicted model, not a curated record. NCBI's taxonomy places the organism in Eukaryota, Metazoa, Arthropoda, Insecta, Hemiptera, Cimicidae.
CAAGAGUCAGUUUAAAGCCUCUUAUCUCAUUUUACUUGAUUAUCGAUCAGCUGUCCGGCGUCCCGAGGUGCGGGCUCCUCGGGUUCUGGGUUCUGGGUUCCGGGUUCCGGUGCUUGUCUCAAAGACGCCGGUGAGGAUGCGAAAUCAUGUUCCACGCCAGGUGCGGUGAUCACGUACGGCUCAGCGAGGGCGGACGGACCGCGACUAGGACCGCGUCCGAGUUCAACUUUGGACUCGUAUUCAGCGCCGAGCCGAUCCAGGACGACGAACUCUUCGAAGUGUCCGUCGACAAAAAGGCAAUUGACACGGUCAAAUAUAAUGAGUCGUGGAUCGGCAGCAUCGAGAUUGGAGUGACUGCUUGCGACCCAAGUUCACUGUGUUUUCCGGCCAGUGCGACAGAUUUACGCAACGGCUCAUGGAUCCUAUCAGGGAAAGCCAUACUGAAAGAUGGAUGUACGCUGGACGGUGCUUACCCUUUAAACUUGAACAAGGUGGUUGAAGGUGAUCGGAUCGGAGUCAUCAGGACGAGAAAUGGCGAGUUGGAGUAUUACAUGAACGGCCUGACGUAUGGCGUGGCCGCGACUGGUAUACCGCGUAGGGUAUUUGUCGUUAUUAAUGUCUACGGAAAGGUGGCCCAGGUGUCAAUAUGUCCGAAGGCUCCCGAUGAUCUCUUCGUGCCGGUUGAACCUGAGGCGACUCCGCUCCGCCUCGUACCGACUGAGCGGCUCAGGUUCCACGAGAGGACCGGCAGUCUUGUCAAGCUUUCCUGCAACGGGCGUUCCGCCGAGCGUCUACGUCCUUUCGAUGAGUUCAACAACGCCGUCGUCAUGACGAGCAAACCUCUCGUCGACGAUCAACUCUUUGAGAUAAGGAUAGAUCGUUUGGUUGGGAAAUGGUCGGGCAGUAUUGAAGUCGGCGUUACAACACAUGACCCGGCGACUAUAGAAUUUCCGGCAACCAUGACCAACAUGCGUACUGGUACCAUCAUGAUGUCGGGAUGCGGGAUACUCACGAAUGGGAAAUCGUCGAUGCGGGAAUACGGUGAGUUUAAUCUCGAUGACCUCAAGAUCGGCGAUCGGAUAGGCAUGAUGCGAAAGAGCAAUGCCGACCUGCACUACUUCAUCAACAGCCUUGACCAGGGUGUCGCCGCUUCCCAAGUCCCAAGCCCGAUCUGGGGUGUAGUCGAUCUGUACGGCAUGACGCUCAAGGUGACCAUAGUUGACAGGGACGAGCGCGAAGAGCAGAACCUUAUAACGAGAAGGAACACCGUCCUACGAGAAAACGUCCUUCAAUCUUUAAAUGACAUUACAGAAGAAGAGGCUGAUGAUAGUUUAACAUUCCAUCCCAACUGCGGAUCUCAUGCUGCUGUGAUAAACAAUGGAAGGACUGCUCACAGGCCAAAGGCGCUUGAUGAUUUUAACAAUGCCGUAGUAUUGACGAAUAGGCCGUUAAAGGUAAACGAGGUGUUUGAAGUGAAGAUUGACAAGAUGGUGACUAAAUGGGCUGGCUCGAUUGAAAUCGGCGUGACAACUCACCUCCCCACGGAGCUCGAGUACCCGUCAACGAUGACCAACGUGCGUUCAGGGACGUGGAUCAUGACUGGGAAUGGCGUGAUGCGCAACGGCACAUCCGUCAUUGAUGACUAUGGGCAGAACCUUGACAAGUUACAAGCUGGGGAUAGAGUCGGCGUUGUGAUACGAGAAGGCGGCUCUCUUCAUUUCCUUGUCAAUGGAGAAGACCAAGGUGAGGCUGGCACAGGACUGCCGAGUAAUCUCUAUGCCGUAAUCGACCUUUACGGCCAGGCUACACAGGCAACCAUCGUAUCCCACUGUCCUUGCUGCUCCCCAUCGACACCUACUAUGUUCUACCAGGACAUACAUUUCCAUUCGGUACACGGUCCAAAUGCGAGACUGACGAACAAUGGUAAAACGGCGCUCAGGCCUCAUGCCAUGGUUGAGUUCAAUGACGCUAUCGUUAUAACGAGCAGACCGUUACGACCUGGUGAGAUGUUUUCCGUUGUUGUCGAAAGGAUUAUUGACCGUUGGUCCGGGUCGAUAGAAGUAGGUGUGACAGCGAUAAAGCCGGACGACCUCGAGCUCCCCGGUACGAUGACGGACCUAGACCAUGACACAUGGAUGCUUUCGGGCUAUGUCAUCAUGAAGGACGGCGAGCUGCUCGGCCACGGGUACAUGCUCGACCUCGACAAGGUCAAGACGGGCAGCAUCGUAGGGAUAAAGCGUCACGACGACACAUCGCUGCAUUACUACCUUGACGGGGUCGACCAGGGCGAAGCGUGCCGGGGACUCCCAGAGCUUGUGUACCCCGUAAUCGACCUGUAUGGCCAGUGUGCCCAGGUUUCCAUUGUGAGCAAUCCCGAAGCGAUGGUCGACAUCGAUGAUAGUACCAGCGUCCCGCAGGUUGAAAGCCAUGUGGUGUCCGAAUCGACUGUGCUUCCUACACAGCAUCUUCUACACAAGUGGCAUGAUGUGUGUGGAAAGGGUAUCAGGAUCGUUGAAAGCAGGGCAUCUCGUCUUCAUGACAGCCCGUCGGCGGGUCUGGCGUUCUCAGCGAUGCCUCUGACAGAUGGCGAGUUGUUCGAAGUGCUCAUAGAGACUUGGGUUUCACACUGGGCCGGGUCAUUGUCGUUCGGCGUCACUACGUUCGCCCCCGUCGAACCGUUGCCGCAUUCGAUGUCUUCGGUCAAAGAGACAACUUGGUACGUACAAGGGAACAACUUGAUAUCGAACGGCGACGUCGUCAAGAUGAACUAUUGUACAUCGUUCGACUGGCUCCGUCCAGGCAACAGAGUUGGCGUGAAACGUUGCCAAGACUCGUCGAUCCAUUUCUACAUUGACGGGGCCGACCAGGGUGUCGCGGCUUUCAACGUACCAAAGAAGCUUUUCGUAGUAAUGGAGCUGUAUGGUUCAACAUGUGGUGUCAAGCUCAUCAGCAAGGGCGGAUCCGCAGUUGGACAUGGCGAUGCUCCGCUUGCAGUCUUGGAAAUUGAAUCUCCCUGUGACAAAGCUACAACCAUUGAGGAAGAAUCAGAAGACAAGAGAAACGACGAGAUGGACAAGAGCAUCGAGGAUGGUGAAAUCGUUUCAGAAAUACACGAAAUAGAUGCAAUGCCGCAUGUUUUUCAUGAAUGUCACGGUCGGAAUGUGCAAGUGUCUGAGAGCAGACUAGCCGCGAAACGUGUCUCGAGCUACAAUCAAGGCCUCGUGCUUAUGUCACGUCCACUUCAGCGAGGGAUGCUUUUCCAGGUGAUGAUCGAAUCGCUCAACCCACGUUGGGUGUCCUCGCUGAGCAUCGGGAUCACGACCGAAUCCGUCAUCUCACUCUCGCUCCCCGUCACGGCGCUCGGACUCAAAAAGGAUACAUGGGUGAUAUCCGGUGAUUCUGUGUUUCACAACGGCCACAAGGUCAAGUCAAAGUACGGCGUCAACCUCGAUAUGCUCGCCCUCGGCCAGACGGUUGGUAUAUUAGUUGACGGCAACAACCAGCUCCAUCUGUACGUAAACGGUCAAGACCAGGGUGUUGCGGCGUCCGACAUACCGCAGUCUGCAACGAUCCCACUAGUUGACCUCUACGGGAUGUGCGACCAGGUGUGCAUCUUGAGCGAAGGGCUUGAUCGCAGCUUACACAGCCCGUCCUCCGAGGACCACGUCUGGUCCGACUCGCGAGAAAAGGGCAACCUAGAGGUACGCGAGAAAGCCGAGACACUCAGGACUAAGUUGGACAAGAUGAACGAAAACAUACAGUGCUCUAGUCAUACAUCGCCAACCUCACUCCCCGUAACUUCGUUCAUAUUAGAGAAAUCGCAAAAGGCAACGAAUAACGACAGCUAUGCCAAGUCGCCAAGCGUGUCCAACCUGCCGAUCGCGAGUGCGCCUAGCGUGCCGAUUUCACCAGUUGUAUCUCCCGUCAUAGCUGUCAAACAGCCAGUUUGCGAUUACCUAACGGCUUGCCUCCGGCUCAAGACGUCGCUCUGCCUGCCAAAUGGGUAUUUUAAGAAGGAAGCGGUUUGCUUCUGCCUGGCGUGCUCACCAAGCGGACUUGCUCCGAGGAAGUCCGAACUUUCCGGCUGGACCCUUCUCCCGCUACAGCGUCGCAUCGACCAGCCCAACACGGAUGUCUGGCACGGCGCAUACCUCCCCGUGUUGCUCGGCGACGUGCGCCGAACCCUCGAUGUCGGCCGUCCCCUCACGCCGUCCGAGCUCGGCAUGGGCGGCGACUACAAGAAGCGAUCCGGUCACAAGCUCGAAGAUGCCGAGUCGUCACAGCUCGCAAUCUCGCCCGUCCUGACACCAUUUCACAAACACCCCUAUGUCGAUCCAAAGACGAAAGAGCCACUGGCGGCGUAUGCGGCGCUUGAAGUGCUCGUCAGACCCGGAUCGUACAAAAUAGCCUCACCAUCUGAAUGGGUCACUAAAGAGAGAAACGCUACCAUCCUCGUCUCCCUCCUCCUCAGGCUUGAACCUUACUAAAUCGUACUUCGUCCUUUCUUUUUUCCCUUUUCUCUCUUCUCUUUCCAAAUAAAAAUACAAAAUGUUCGUUUAUUUAAUUACAAAAAAAAAAAAAUUAUAUAUUUCUACGACGAUAUUUAUGUGAUCCUCCUGAUAAAAAUAGACUGAUUAUUUUUAGUU